AUGCCGCCUGACAACCUGCCCAGUGAGCUCCAUUUGUCGCACAACCGUAUUACCCCGGGUGGCUUCCAUGGCUUGGUGCAGGCCAUCGCCAUUCGUCAUCCUGGGAGUAAUGAUGCCGUAGAGUCUUUUGAGAUGACCGAAACUAAAUGGGCACGGCUGACGCAGAAGAAGCCACCGGUCUGGCUGCGCGUGGAAGGGAAUGCGAUAGAUGAUGCCACGAUCUGUGCCCUCGUCACGGGUGGGCGUGCUCUCCUGGCGCAGAGCCUGAAAGCUCCAGAGCGGCGGAGCGGGAUGGUGCCGCUGUCCUUUCCAUCUUUUCACGGAAAGUCUCUGCAGCUUCACGAUGCACCCUUCCAACUGAAGCCCUUCCAGCGCCAAAGCGACUUUCAUUCAUUUUCCGGUCCACAGCAUUCGCCACAAUUUCCUCCUGAUCCCCCCUCGAGCUGGGACGUGGGCAGCACAGUACCCACUCACACCUCAGCAGUGCCCCCACCCCCGCCGCCACCGCCCAACUUGCCAGCCUUCCACAACCGUUUGCCGAUGCAACUUGAGCAACCGAGCUGGUCAGGUUGCGGGCAAAGCUGGAAUCAGGUGCCCAUGAUGAAUGGCCCAGUUCGCAACAUGCACACAUUUGCGGCAAACCAGGCGCAAUUCAUGCCAGGGCCAGGUGUGCAGGGCCACAUGCCCAACAGUCAGGUCUUGUUGCCAUCGAACCAGAUGCUGAACAACAUGCCCCACAACCCGAUGGCACUGAUGCAGCAGCAACAGCAGCAACAACAGCAGCAGCAGCAGCAGCAGCAGCAGCAGCAGCACAUGUCCAACCCCUCACACAGCUUUGCCGAACACCAAUCGUUUCGGAAUUCAGGAAGUUUGCCAGUUCUGCAAACUCAGGCUGGUGUCCCUGUACAGAGCCAGGUGCAAGGACAGAUGCAGAUGCAGAUGAUGCACUCCAUACCGCACAAUGUUGGUUGGCAGGCGCCCGGUCUACUUCCAGCUGCAGGUUGUGCAUCUAAUGUGCCCGGGCACAUGCUCCCCUGCCAUGACAAGUUCUUGGAGGCACCGACAGAGGUGCAGCCGCAACCUGCGAGACCUUCGUUCUCCCAGGAAGGCAUGUCCAGGGAACGAUCCCGGAGCCGGACCCGCCAGAAUGGAGGCGAGAGCAAGCCGCCAACGUCAGCACAGACAGGCGGGGAGCAUGUUUAA
Molecule: messenger RNA, 1203 nt
Organism: Symbiodinium sp. CCMP2456
Lineage: Eukaryota; Dinophyceae; Suessiales; Symbiodiniaceae
Source: the annotation of a GenBank genome assembly